This is a messenger RNA of Maudiozyma barnettii, 894 nucleotides long. RefSeq names its product glucose-6-phosphate 1-epimerase. The record is from RefSeq and is a predicted model, not a curated record. Lineage: Eukaryota; Fungi; Ascomycota; Saccharomycetes; Saccharomycetales; Saccharomycetaceae. The coding region runs from base 1 to 894 and encodes 297 amino acids. Gene Ontology annotation, molecular function: carbohydrate binding; isomerase activity. Gene Ontology annotation, biological process: carbohydrate metabolic process. The transcript has a single exon.
AUGUCUGUACAAGAAACUGAAACAGAAGUUAUUUUGACACAUCCAGAUAACAAGGCAACUACCGUCAAGAUUCUUAAAUACGGUGCCACUGUGUAUUCCUGGACACUAGCUGGCCAAGAACAACUAUGGUUAUCUACCGCAGCUCACAUGGACGGUUCUAAGCCAGUAAGAGGUGGUAUUCCAUUGGUUUUCCCAGUCUUUGGUAAAAAUGAAACUGAUGAAUUGUUGAGCAAAUUACCACAACAUGGUCUAGCUAGAAAUUCUACGUGGGAAUUCUUGGGUCAAACUAAGAGUAACCCACCUACCAUUCAAUUUGGUUUGAACAAAAACAUUGCCAACCCAGAAAUGACUAAGUUAUGGAGCGAAGAAUUCAACUUAAUCCUGACAAUUGAAUUAGGUGCCGAUUUCUUAAAGACUGCAAUUGAAAUCGAGAAUCCAUCUACUUCCAAGGAUUUGAAGUUCAAUUGGUUGUUCCAUACUUAUUUAAGAAUUCCAGAUAUUGAAGAUACUAUGAUCUCUAAUCUUGUGGGUAUGAAAGUUCAUGAUAAAUUAUUACAGGAAGCAUUCAUCGACAAACAUCCAGUUAUUCAAUUUCAUCAAGAAACAGAUGUUGUUUACGAAAAGGUCACCGAAGAACGUGUUGUCCAAGUUGUCAGACAAGGUCAUCCUCUACAUACUGUCAAGAGGGAUAACCUACCUGAUGUUGUCGUCUGGAACCCAUGGACUGAAAAAUCUGGUAAUAUGGCCGAUUUUGAACCAAAGUCUGGUUUCAAAGAAAUGGUUUGUAUUGAACCUGGUUAUGUUACUGAUUUUGUUACUUUACAACCAGGUAAGAAAUGGAAUGCCUCUCAAAUUUUAUCCAAGGAUAAAUUGAAGUACCAAGCAAUUCAAUAG